Molecule: messenger RNA, 2077 nt
Organism: Menidia menidia (Atlantic silverside)
Lineage: Eukaryota; Metazoa; Chordata; Actinopteri; Atheriniformes; Atherinopsidae
Source: the annotation of a GenBank genome assembly
CGGCUCAGGGAGGGGGUGGAGGAGGAGGAGGAAGAGGAGGAAGAGGAAGAAGGGACUCCCCACCAUGUCCAAGAGCAAGAGCUCCGAGUCGGUGAAGGUGGUGGUCCGCUGCCGGCCCAUGAACGAGAAAGAGCGGGCCUCCGGCUUCGAGAGGAUGGUCUCGUUGGACGUCAAACUGGGCCAAAUCCUGGUCAGGAACCCCAGAGAGGCUUCGUCCCACCCCAAAGUCUUCACCUUCGACUCGGUGUACGACUGGAACUCCAAGCAGAUAGACCUGUACGACGAGACCUUCCGGCCCCUGGUGGACUCGGUCCUGCUGGGGUUCAACGGGACCAUCUUCGCCUACGGCCAGACGGGCACGGGGAAGACGUACACCAUGGAGGGCGUGAGGAACGACCCGGAGAGGAGGGGCGUGAUCCCCAACUCCUUCGAGCACAUCUUCACGCACAUCUCGCGCUCCCAGAACCAGCAGUACCUGGUGCGGGCCUCCUACCUGGAGAUCUACCAGGAGGAGAUCCGGGACCUGCUCUCCAAGGACCAGUCGCGGCGCCUGGAGCUCCGCGAGCGCCCCGACACGGGCGUCUACGUCAAAGACCUGUCCUCGUUCGUCACCAAGAGCGCGCGGGAGAUCGAGCACGUCAUGAACGUGGGCAACCAGAACCGCUCGGUGGGCGCCACCAACAUGAACGAGCACAGCUCGCGCUCGCACGCCAUCUUCCUCAUCACCGUGGAGUGCAGCGAGCUGGGCGUGGACGGAGAGAACCACAUCCGCGUGGGCAAGCUCAACCUGGUGGAUUUGGCCGGAAGCGAGCGGCAGGCCAAAACCGGAGCCCAGGGCGAGAGGCUCAAAGAGGCCACCAAGAUCAACCUGUCUCUGUCGGCCCUGGGGAACGUGAUCUCCGCCCUGGUGGACGGCCGCAGUAGCCACAUCCCCUACAGGGACUCCAAACUCACCCGGCUCCUGCAGGACUCCCUGGGGGGCAACGCCCGCACCGUCAUGGUGGCCAACAUCGGGCCGGCCUCCUACAACGUGGAGGAGACCCUGACCACGCUGCGCUACGCCAACCGCGCCAAGAACAUCAAGAACAAGCCGCGCGUCAACGAGGACCCCAAGGACGCCCUGCUGAGGGAGUUCCAGGAGGAGAUCGCCCGCCUGAAGGAGCAACUGGAGAGGCGCGGGGGCAAGAAGAAGAGGAGGAGGCAGAAGAGGGGGGAGGAGGGCGAGACGGAGGAGGGCGAGGAGGAGGAGGAAGAAGAGGAGGAGGAAGAGGAGGGCGAGGACAAAGGCGACUACUGGAGGGAGCAGCAGGAGAAGCUGGAGAGGGAGAGGAAGGCCAUCCUGGACGACCACAGCCUGGCGAUGGAGAGCAAGCUCCUGGUGGGGGGGAAGAACAUCGUGGACCACACCAACGAGCAGCAGAGGAUGCUGGAGCAGAGAAGACAUGAAAUCGCCGAACAGAAACGCAGAGAGCGAGAGAUGCAGCAGCAGAUGGAGAGUCGAGACGAGGAGACGCUGGAGCUGAAGGAGACCUACAGCUCUCUGCAGCAGGAGGUGGACAUCAAGACCAAGAAGCUGAAAAAGCUGUUCUCCAAGCUGCAGGCGGUGAAGGCCGAGAUCCAGGACCAGCAGGGGGAGCACAUCAAGGAGCGCCAGGAGUACGAGCAGACCCAGAACGAGCUCACCCGGGACCUCAAGCUCAAGCAUCUGAUCAUUGAAAACUUCAUUCCUUCGGAGGAGAAGAACAAAAUAGUGAACAGGGCCUUCUUCGACGAUGAGGAGGAAUGCUGGAAGCUGAAGCCCAUCACUCGUAUAGAAGAUGACCAUCAGAUGAUGUCCAGGCCCCGGUCAGCCGCUGAGAACAUCCUGAUGCUGGACAUGGACCUGCCGGCCCGCACCACCAAAGAGUACCAGGAGCCGGUGAUCGCCCCGAAGGUGGCCGCCGCCCUGGAGGACGCCCUGAGGGACGAGGACGAGAUCCAGGUGGACGCCUCCGGCUUCCACGCCACGCCGGGCGCCAUUCCGGGCGCCAUGCCGCCGGUGGGCGCCAUCAGCAGCCUGAGGAAGCCAAAGACCGGG